AUGACCAAAUCCAACCCAAAUGAUAAAGUAACAGGAGACUCUGAAGAAGUGGAUUUAAGAGGGAAAGCAAGUGCGAAUCCAAAGUACACAUUUGUCAGAGAAGCAACUUCUGCUCCGCCAAUCUUAUAUUAUGAUUACAUAGUGAUUGGUGGAGGAACAUGCGGGUGUCCACUAGCAGCAACACUCUCACAAGGUGCUAGAGUUUUAGUCCUUGAAAGGGGAGGCUCUCCAUACACAAACCCAGAGAGAAUUAACAUAAUGAACUUUGUUAAUUCCCUCUCUGACACAAGUCCUUCAUCAUUUGCCCAACAAUUUAUAUCCAAGGACGGGGUCCUAAAUGCCCGGGCUCGUGUCUUGGGUGGUGGCUCUGUCUUGAAUGCAGGGUUCUAUUCCCGGGCUAGCUCCAGGUACAUAAAGGAAAGUGGUUGGAAUGAAACUAUGGCUAAGGACUCAUAUGAAUGGGUUGAAAACAAGGUGGUUUUUGAGCCCUCAAUGCUGCAAUGGCAAUCAGCAGUGAGGGAUGGGUUGCUUGAAGUUGGUGUGUUGCCUUACAAUGGUUUCACUUUUGAUCACUUGCCUGGGACUAAGGUUGGAGGGACAAUUUUUGAUAAGGAGGGUCACAGGCACACUGCAGCUGAUUUGUUAGAGUAUGCUGAUCCUAAGAGGAUUUCUGUUUAUCUGCAUGCCACAGUGCAGAAGAUACUAUUUAAGCAUAACAUAGAAAAAAGGAGGCCUCAAGCGUAUGGAGUUAUUUUCAAGGAUGCACUUGGAAUCAUGCAUAUAGCAUACUUAAUCUCAAAACCAAAGAACGAGAUAAUCUUAUCAGCUGGUGCAAUUGGAAGCCCACAGCUGCUGAUGCUGAGUGGGAUUGGUCCUGCUAGCCAUCUUCAGGCUCAUGGAAUCAAAGUGGUUUUGGAUCAACCCUUGGUGGGUCAAGGGCUGGCAGAUAAUCCAAUGAACGUUCUAGUAGUUCCUUCCCCGGUGCCUGUUGAAGUCUCUUUGAUCCAAACAGUGGGGAUCACUAAGUUUGGUGGCUUCAUUGAAACAGCCAGUGGAUUGAGCUUGGGCCAUUCUUGGUCCGAAAGGCUUCAAGGGAUUUUUGAAUUUGUUACAAACCAGUCUGGUCAACCUUCCACGUUUUCCCCAGAAGUCAAGGAGAGUGUUGCUGACACCAUUAGAUCUUUAGCCAAUCCAAUUCUUAAAGGAGGAGUCAUACUUGAAAAGUUUAUUGGACCAAGAUCAACGGGUCAUGUGGAGCUCAUAACCACUAAUCCCAAUGAUAACCCUUCAGUUACCUUCAACUAUUUUAAGGAUCCAGAGGACUUACGGAUGUGUGUUGAAGGCAUGAAAACCAUCAUAGAUGUGAUAAACUCCAAAGCAUUCUCAAGGUUUCGCUAUCACAACAUGCCGGUCCAAACUCUAAUAGACUUGAUGUUGCACUUACCAGUUAACUUGAGGCCAAAACAUCCCAGUGCUGCUUUUUCAUUGGAACAAUAUUGCAUCGACACUGUCCUAACAAUUUGGCAUUACCAUGGAGGAUGCCAACGUGGUAAGGUUGUUGAUCAUAAUUAUAAGGUUUCUGGUGUGGAAUCUCUGAGGGUAAUUGAUGGUUCCACUUUUAAUCGCUCACCGGGGACCAAUCCUCAAGCUUCUGUAAUGAUGCUUGGAAGGUAUAUGGGAGAAAAGAUUAUAAAGAGAAGAUUCUAUCUUGGGCGGAAGUGA
Molecule: messenger RNA, 1722 nt
Organism: Abrus precatorius (Indian licorice)
Lineage: Eukaryota; Viridiplantae; Streptophyta; Magnoliopsida; Fabales; Fabaceae
Product: protein HOTHEAD-like
Exons: 5
Coding region: 1-1722 (573 amino acids)
Molecular function (GO): oxidoreductase activity, acting on CH-OH group of donors; flavin adenine dinucleotide binding
Source: RefSeq, a predicted model, not a curated record